Molecule: messenger RNA, 2066 nt
Organism: Cynoglossus semilaevis (tongue sole)
Lineage: Eukaryota; Metazoa; Chordata; Actinopteri; Pleuronectiformes; Cynoglossidae
Gene: podxl
Product: podocalyxin-like
Exons: 8
Coding region: 350-1627 (425 amino acids)
Biological process (GO): regulation of microvillus assembly; cell migration; positive regulation of cell-cell adhesion mediated by integrin
Cellular component (GO): apical plasma membrane; microvillus membrane
Source: RefSeq, a predicted model, not a curated record
CUGCAUUGGUCAGUGGGAAAGGGAACAAUAUAGUGUGGGCUGCUGUGGGAGAGGGAGGGAGUGUGGAAUGGAGGGUCGUGGGGAGGGAGCAGGGUGGAGAUACUGGGGGGAGUGAAAGACACUGAGCUACAACUGUGCAGCCAAGGAAACCAUAGAAACACUUCCAAAUCCACAAAAGGAGACAAACAAAAGCAUUCCUGUGAUUCAGGUUAAAAAGACAAAAUAGAAACGCGUUUUGCCUUGACAGAAUUAAGUCGAAAGACGUGACGGGACAGUUCUCGAGUAGAAGUUUAAUGAACGCAUGAACUCUUCAAGGACCAAGAAGAAUUAACCAACAAACGGGAGGACAAUGAGGAUCGUUUGGUUCUUACUUUCACUCAGCUUUCUGUUCUGCUGUGUCUUCGCGCAGAACUCAUCUGUGACUUCCGUCCCGGUUGCCACUGACCUCACUACUACCGCAUCUGCGAGUGAGGUGUCAACAACAUUAAUCUUAGGUGUCAAAACUGUCAAAACUGCGGCGACAUCUAGAACAGAUCCUCAAACUACCCAGACAGGGACAUCCAGUGCUGGCCCCAUCACGCAUCCAGGCAUCACUGAUGCCCCCACUACUGGUACAGUUCCAGUUGAAAUAGCCACAUCUACCGCUUCACCUCCACUGGUCACCUCCACCAGCAUCGCAGUAGUCAAGACCGGAAAUGAGCCGACAACUAGUCCUGCCAUUGUCACCACACCCUCCAGCUCCAUGCCCACCACUCUUCAAACAGGACAGCCCGACCUUACAAAAACAUCUAACCUGAAGGUUACAACACCCAAGGUUCCAACCCCCGAGGUUUCAACACCCAAGGUUCCAACCCCCAAGGUUCCAACCGCCAAGGUUCCAACCCUCGAGGUUUCAACGGAUAGCACAGCGGUACGACAGUCCACGACUUUUUCAGUGGACGCUAGUACAAACAGAAAAGAAGAACAAACAACUACGCCUGAGCAGACAACACCAGUUGACAGUUUUGUUCCAGCUACAACUCCAAGUGCAAUCAUCCUUCAAAAAUCAGCCUUGCAAACCACCACCUCCAUGGCCACUACCACAAACCCCGAUAAGACAUUUAAGUAUUCCUUAAACAGCAAACAUCAGGUAGAGGGAGACAAAGAACUGACAGAGCUGUGUAAACGUCUGAUGGCAAAUAUGGACAAUGGAAGCUGCACGUUAACCUGGAGAGAACAAAAUGGACGAAAACUGUUUGGAGCUCCAGUUAUAGAAGGCAUAGUGAAGCCCAAUGUUAUACAGCAGUAUUAUGACGAAGUCUCUAAGAAACCGACGGAUAAUAAAACGCUAAUAGCCAUUCUGGCCUCCUGUGGCGCUCUCCUUGUUAUGAUCUUCAUCCUCGCCAUUUGUGCUUCUCACCACCGUAGGCCAUACAAAGAAAACCAGUUUUUUCUACAGCAACAGCUCACGGAGGAGAUGCAGACGGUGGAAAAUGGUUACCACGACAACCCCAUGCUGGACAUAAUGGAGGUUCAACCGGAGAUGCAGGAGAAGAAAUUGAACAGGGAGUUUAACGACAGCUGGAUCGUUCCCAUAGAGAACCUGCUGAAAGAGGACAUUCCCGAUGAGGAGGACACUCACCUGUAGACAGUCGGAGAAGACGCUGACCCAGCCCACUCACUCGCAAACUGCCAUGUCCCUUUUUGACCCAGGGAUUUUGUCCCUAAAGCUUCAGUAGAUAGGACCGUCCCCACUAUUUAAAUGGAGUUAUUCUACAAUAUAUUUAUGAUGUGCUAAAAAAAACGACCCCACCGUCGCGGACAUUCAGUUAAUGAUGUUUUGGACAAUCAGUAUCCUUGAGCGCACGAGCAACAUAACUGUAGACUAGUCUACAAGUUUUCACAUUUUCUAGUACUCUUUUAGUUCUUCAGUAAAAGACAGAGCGCAGGAGAAAUCCUACAACAGGUCCUGUACUUUGGAGGUGGAACACCUGAGUUGAGUUAUAUAUUUUUUUGCCUUUUAGCUUUGUUGCUAAAUAUGUGUUGUAUUGAGCGACUUGCAGUGUUUCUGUGUGAAUAAAUGAACA